Molecule: messenger RNA, 1329 nt
Organism: Chionomys nivalis (European snow vole)
Lineage: Eukaryota; Metazoa; Chordata; Mammalia; Rodentia; Cricetidae
Product: oogenesin-3-like
Exons: 6
Coding region: 1-1329 (442 amino acids)
Biological process (GO): negative regulation of cell differentiation; negative regulation of apoptotic process; negative regulation of DNA-templated transcription
Cellular component (GO): cytoplasm
Source: RefSeq, a predicted model, not a curated record
AUGGGCAUCGGGACCCCACCCACACUGGAGGAGCUGUCAAGGUGGGCUCUGCUGAGAAACGAGGCCUUGGCCAUCUCUGCUCUGGGGAAGCUGCCCAGCAUGCUCUUCCCAGCACUGUUUGAGGAGGCUUUCAGUAGCCAUUGCACUGGUAUCGUGAAGGCAAUGGUGGUAGCCUGGCCUUUCCCCUACCUCCGUGUGAAGGGCAUGAUGGACACCUUCGACUCAGCGAUUUUUCAUGCAGUGCUGGAUGGACUGGAUGUCCUGCUGACUCAGCAGGUUUGCCCCAUGAGGGGGGAACUUCGAGUACUCGAUUUUCGGAGGGUGCCCUGUGACUUCUGGAUCAUCCAGGCUGGAGCAGAGGAUGGGGUCUGCUCAGUAGAGACUGUGAGUGUGAAGCAAGCAGGGAAGUCCCCUUCCAGACACGAGUUGAGCCCACGAAUCAAGGUGAGAAUUGACCUCUACUUCAGGUCCCGACUGGAGAAAGCAGAAAUGUACUUCUUACAGUGGGCCCACCAGAGAAAAGACUCCCUCCAGCUCUGCUGUAAGAAUGUGAAGAUUGUGUUGCAGUCCCUAGAUAAUUUUUCCGGACUCAGCGGUCUCCAGCGUCUUUAUUUGCGUGGCUUCUCUUUCUUCAGUGAGCAAAUGAAACUCUUGCUCAGGAACCUGAAGACUCCCUUGGAAACCUUCUCUGUCACUCACUGUCCUGUUUUACAGUCACACUUGAAAGACUUUGCGCUGUGUCCAUGCCUUCAUCAACUAAAACAUCUGGACUUGAGUGGACCCCUACUGUGCAAUGUGUCUCUUCUGCCUCUCAGUGUUCUCCUAGAGAUGGGAGCAGACAGUCUUGAGACUCUGGAAUUGCAGGGGUGUAAGAUAAAGGACUCUCAGUUCCGUGAACUCCUACCUGCCCUCAGCCAAUGCUCCCAGCUCACCAAGGUCAAUUUCUAUAGCAAUGACUUCUCCAUGAAUCUCUUGCGUGACCUUUUCCACCACACAGCCAACAUGAGCAAGAUGACCAUGGAACAGUACCCUGCCCCUCGGGAGUGCUAUGACCAGAAUUACAUCUCCGUACACACAUUUUCUCAACUUUGUUCUCAGCUCAUGGAUACGCUCAGGGCCAUAAGGCAGCCCAAGAGGAUAAUCUUUGCUACACAUGGUUGCGCCUUUAGUCCAAGAUGUAAAGGCAGCUAUGGCACCUUUAGGGAUGUCAUUGCCGUGCUGGUCAUUGUUGCAGGAAGACAGGAAGCUUUUCUUGCUGGAAAUUUCAUCUCCUACCAAGAAGAGGACUCUCGAAAGGACCAGCAAGAAGGCAGAAAUGAGUUCCUGUAA